AGGAGGAACAUAUACAAUCGUUUCCACAAAUCGCGGUCUUUCAUCUUCAUUAAUUGCUGUUAUAAUAUUUGAUUGACAAUGGCGAACGGUCAUCACUUCGAGUCUGGCGCGCCGAUUGUCAAGUCGAAAGGAACACCGACUUCGGUGAUUUGUACAGUACUCGUCAUCGUGCUCAUAACCGUUGCCGCUCUCGUUGGCAUCGCGAUGCACAUCUACACCUUAGAGCUUUCCAGACAAGGAGGUAAAGGUAUGGUCAAUAAGACGGAAACGACGGAGUCAAUGACCACGACUACCUCUACGCCAAUGACUACCCCCGAACCUUGCUUGAUGCCACAGAAUGUUUCCGUUGAGGAAUUUGACCUGGUGGUCGGCGAGGUACUAAAUGUGACAUCACCAUGUUUCCCCUCCGAGGACGACCUCCCUCCAGGCACGACCAUGGUGUUCAACGCUCCAGAAGGAUACAGGGUCAAGAUCUCUUUCAGCGAGUUCAGAUUCGAUCCAUAUGGACUGAAUCGUAUUUGGUUAGGUAACGGUGAAGUUCCUAGGUCCUCAGAAGGGUUCAUAGGAUACUUCCAAGGCUACGAUCUCCCGCCCGACGUGGUGUCUGCCGAUAGCACUAUGUGGUUGAUGAUGUUUUCUCCUUAUGAUUACAUGAAUGCUGCAUUUGAAGCCGAGGUAUCUGCCGUCACCGAUCAAGACGCCCAGAUAAACUGCCCAGGUACAUCUCAACAAUGUCGGUAUGCUUUGAUGUGUUUCACUGAAGAAGAAGUGUGUAGUGGAGAGUCCGACUGCCCAAGCGGAACCGACGAAAUUGGAUGUGAUUGUUUGAAUGCCCGAGAUAUCAAAUGUCCAGAUGGACAAUGUAUCAAACGUGACCAAAUGUGUGACGAGUUUCCGUCUUGUGACAACGAUAAUGCCAACUGUACCUUUCGGUGUCCAGAAGGAUAUAACAUAUCCACGUUACUAUUUUGUGACAGUGUCAACGACUGUGGGGACCAUUCAGAUGAACAACAAAAUUGCGCUUGUGACCACGAGAAUCUUCACUUAUGUGGGAGUGGGGAGUGUAUCUACGAUUACAAUGUCUGUGAUGGCGUAUCGCAGUGUAGUAACGGCUCCGAUGAGGAAAAUUGCGUUUGUCAGAGCUGGCAGGUGAUUUGUCCGAACAAUAACACAUGUAUGCCCUGGUGGAUAAGAUGUGACGGUGUCGACGAUUGCGGUGAUAACAGUGAUGAACAGGAUUGUCCAGUGUGUCAUGAUAACGCAUUUGAUUGUGGCAAUCAUCAGUGUAUACCAGCUUCUUGGGAGUGCAAUGGAAUCUCUGACUGCUAUGACGGGCAAGACGAAGAUAAUUGCCCACCACCGGAACCAUGUGAGGAGGGCGAGUUCCAGUGCGAGGACGGAACGUGUCUGCGCCAGGCCCUGGUAUGUGACGACGUAGAACAAUGCGAGUACGGUGAAGACGAAAAUGCAACACUCUGCGGCAGAGAUGAGGAAGAUUCUGAUUGUUACGAGUGUGGAGACGGGUCUGAUUGUAUCCCUUGGGAUUGGAUAUGUGACGACUACGCUGAUUGCGCUAAUGCAGAAGACGAGGAGGACUGUGCAGAAGAAGAGUGUGAGGAGGGGUAUUCUCCGUGCCCCGGCCGAUCCUGUAUUGCAAAUAAAUACCUCUGUAACGGAAUAACUGAUUGUCCAGGAGGAGUAGACGAGGUCAACUGUACAGCCACACCUCCAGAUCUAUGUGUAUCCAUCAACGGCUCGGAAUACUUUGUGUGUGAUGGUAAAGAGGACUGCCCCGGAGGAACAGAUGAAUCACGACCUGAGUGCAAUUGCGGAACCAUUCCUUUGUCUCAGUCGAGAGUCAUCGGUGGUCAAGAUUCGAAAAGGGGAAACUGGCCAAUGCAAAUCUUAAUCAGCACUGAGAUUACGUCGGCCAGUCUCUAUUGCGCAGGCACUAUUCUCAACCGUCGUUGGGUAAUGACUGCUGCUCACUGUGUGGGGCCAAGUACGGUUGGAAAUUUCUACGUCGUCGCGGGUGUGACCGAUGUGAAUGGAGACAACUCUACCUGGCAGUUCAGGCUCAUCGCUGACGCCGUAUGCAAUCCCGAGUUCUCCUUCACUACCUUUGUCGGGGGUGACAACUGUCUCUUGCUCAUGGAUGAACCCUUUGAGUUCAAUGACUACGUGCAGCCGGCCUGCAUACCUGGCCCCAACUUUACCCUUGAUCAUUACGCCACCGCCGUGGGAUGGGGACAAACAGGGGGAGGAUACACAGCUCCUAAUCUUCAGGUGGUCCGCCUACCCGUUUGGCCAGACAAUAUUUGUGACAGAUAUAGUUACUUUGGCAGUGAUGAUGUUGAAAAAGUAAUCUGCAUCGGUUACGAGAAGGGAGGCCAUGGAUUAUGCUUUGGCGAUUCCGGUGGAUCUAUUCUCAUGGAGAGGGAUAAUCUCUGGUACGUCGUCGGGACUGUGUCGGGUGGGAGUGAAUGCGGUGCUCCGUUCACACCCAGCGAAUGCACAAAAACUUCCUACUAUUACCAAUUCAUCAAUGACACCAUAAACAAUGUCUAUCCUGACUAUUAAUGAAAAAAAUAUCUCAUAAAGACAGCGUUUUAUGAUGAUGGUUAAUGGUUGAUGAAUAGUAGUGAUUAUGGCAAAUCUGUCAAUUUUGACUUUUAUUGUCUUCUUCUUUUUUAUAACGACCAUAAAUUGUUUCCUUUUGGAUCUUUUUAAACAUUUAUCCACUCAUGAAAAAUAAUUUAUAUGUUUGGACAUUUGUUUUUAAUUUGAAAAGAAAUAGUAAGAUAAUACUAUUCUAUUGGAUUGACGAAGAAAUUUCUUAUCGACGGAGUAAUCAAGUUUUCUAUAUAGCCAAACGUAUGUUAUGUAAUCACAAACCCUCUCGCAAGUUCCGACAUGCAUCAAAUUCAAACCUUUUUUUGAGAGAGAGACUAAGUGUUUCGAAAGAAUAUAUUCAAGUACUUGUAGUCGUGGUAGUCGACAAAAAUAUAGAAAAAUUGAUAGUGUUCUUUUAUUUUUUGCUCAUGAACUUUUAAUUGAUUGUAUGCACUAUCAUUUUGUUUUCUCUAUGCAUAAACGGAUUUUAUAUCCUUAUAGAAUAUGAACUGAAAUAAAGACCCUCGUCAUCACACACAAAAUGUGGAAUAUCCUACUCACCAUAUACCUAUUAUCAUGUGUAAUGGUAACAUCAUACUGUAAAUCAUUCAGAAUACAAGUGAUAUAUGUUAUUUGUUUGUUGAUUUCCUUUUAGUAAUCGAUGCAAGUUUAAAAUUUGUUUCUUUAUAUAUACAUACUUGCCAAAUAUCAUAUUACAUUGGUCAGUGUUGGUGUAUCAAUAGUAAAAUGCUAAAUUUGUAUCAUUUGUUGUUUAUCCCUCAUUUGGUGAGGUCUAUAUUCUGAUUGUGUAUAAUAUGAGGAAGAAUAGAAAAUUUUAUGAAAUUUGUUGAAUGUCAUACCUUUACAUUUUACGUACAGACAGUAGUGAGUAACACAUUUAAUCCUGGUGACAUGUUGGGGGUAUUGGGAUUAGUUGCGAUGUAAUUUUCAUGAGGUGAAAGGGAAAAAAGUUUAAAAUUUCACAAUGUUGAUGCAUUUGUAUAUAUGUCACUGUGCUGUAUAGAUUUGAACGUCUUAGUAAUCCCCAAUAGGUGUAUGCAUGGUUGAAAUCAAUGGCAUAAACUGAUAUGAAUAGUCUGCAGACACAGACCCGUGGCUUUCGCAAUUCAUAUAAUGCGUAAUGCAGUCUGAAGUAGUGAGACUAGAUUCACUAUGUACUGUGAUGGCUGGCUCAUCUCUAUGGGCUGGCUCUACAGUACACAACCCGAGAGUUCGGCGUCUCAUAGUACUUAAAGUAUUCACUGUAGACACGGUGGUUAAAUUGUCAAGUAUGAGUCUGUGCUUGCAGACUAGCAUAUGAAAGUGGAUACAUGGGAGAGCUAUGGUUUAUCAGCAAAGGUAAGAUUAUUUGCUGAUAUGAAUUAAUUUAACCAAGACAUGGGUGCCGAUUGGUGUUCAUUAUUGAGGGGAUUCCUGAAGACAGGGGGGCCGGGGGGUAAAUUUUAAAAAGAUAAUGUCAUGUAUAAAAGCCAAAACAUGACCAUGGUAUAGCUAUGUCAUCCUGGAUUUUUUUUUCUCCAUCCAUCUGUUUCUAACAAUAUCCGAAAGGAAGGGUUUCAUUCAAUAUCAAAAAGAAACAUAACAAAAUACCGAUAGAAAAAAAAACGAUGGUCAUAAUGCGUAUAGGACAAUUAAUAUUAUCAUAAUGAUCAUCGUGUCCCUCUUAGUAUGAUCUUGAUCAGGGGCGGAUUAAGGAUUUUCCAAAAGGGGGGGAACAGUUUUCCUAGGAAAAAUUUUAACCAAAAAUUAAGGAUAUUUCGUCCCCGAAAAAAAUUGACGAGCAAGCAAAAAAAAAAAGGGUCUUCACUUUUAAAAGGGGGAGCACACUUCUUUUUUAACGGUAUUUUUACAUUACAAAUUUUUGUUUUGCUUCUCAAAAGGGGGGCACGGGCUGGCUUUGCCCCCCCCCCCCCCCCCCCCGCUGGAUCCGCCAGUAAUCAUGAUGAUAAAGAGACCAGGGGCUCGUGACACAAAGCUUAGCAAUCAUCAUAGAAUGAUAUUGUGGAGCGUUGUGGCCCAGUGGAUUAGUCUUCGGACUUUGAAACAGAGGGUCGUGGGUUCGAAUCCCAGCCAUGGCGUAAUUUCCUUCGGCAAGAAAUUUAUCCACAUUGUGCUGCACUCGACCCAGGUGAGGUGAAUGGGUACCCGGUAGGAUUUAUUCCUUGAAUGCUUUAGCGCCUAUAUGGCCGCUCAGCUACAGCCGGGGUAAUAAUAAUAUACCAAGUAUAUUUCAGCGCCUUGAGCACAUAAUCAAUGUGGAUUUGCCGCUUUAUAAAUACUCUAUAUUAUUAUAUUAUUAUUAUCAUUAUUAUUAUCUUUACGAUUGACUGCUUUGACUAUCAAUGUACAAUCAAUCGUGAAAAUAAAACUGUUAGACAAUUUAUCCUUAAAAUAAAAGAAGUUCCUGCGGCAGAGUCUCGAGAACACCUGUAAUUUUACCAGAUUGCGUAAUCUUACAUUAUAUCUUGUAAAAUUACAGGAAAUUGGUAUUUGGUGUAUGGAACCUUACAAAUUUCCUUAAAUAAAACACAAUUUCCCCCUUUUUAAACAGACCUGUUCUGUUAAAUUGUAGAAAAAUUCCUGUUUUAUGAAUUUACAGAAUGAUUCUUUUAUUGCUUUCUGCAAAAUCUUGUUUUUUCUGUAAAAUCAGAGGGUUUUUUUAACAGUGGUUCAGGAAUUACCUCUCUAACAGAAAACAAUUUGUUUUUCUUAAUGACCAUUCCUCCAACUUGUGUAAUAUUAGUUGUGGUGUGCCACAAGGAAGUAUUCUGGGACCCCUCUUGUUUAUUUUAUAUAUAAAUGAUUUUUGCAGAGCAUCUGACAUUUUAUCUUUCAUUAUUUUUGCUGAUGACACAAAUCUAUUCUUCUCUCACAAUGAUCCGCUUACACUUGUUAACAUAAUAAACUCUGAAUUAACUAAUAUUUUGAAUUGGAUCAGAGCUAACAAAUUAUCAAUUAACCUUCAAAAAACUAAAUACAUUUUAUUCAGUAAUACCAUAGAUUCCUUACCUUUUGAAAUUUUUAUUGAAGAUUUUCAACUGGAAAGUGUCUCCUCAAUUAAAUUUUUGGGAGUUCAUGUAGAUAACAAACUCUCCUGGAAAUGCCAUAUUGAUAAUAUUUGUAAAACAAUAUCCCGAAAUAUAGGCAUCAUAAAUAGGUUGAAAACGUUUAUUCCUGUAACUUCUCUACUUACAUUAUAUUCUUCUCUUAUAUUACCAUAUAUCAACUAUGGGAUCCUUGUUUGGGGCAAUACCCACCAAAACCUACUUCGUAUUAUUUCAUUCUCACAUCCCCAUUCUCACACUAAUCCACUUUUCCUUGAUUACAAAAUUUUAAAGGUUCAAGACUUAUACCAAUUUCAGCUUGGGCAGUUUAUGUUCAUGUAUAAAAACAGUAUGGUUCCUUUGGCAUUUAAUCAUUUUUUUCUCAAAAUAACAAUUUUCAUAGGUAUCCUACCAGACAAGCCGAUAACUUUCAUCUGCCUAUCUUAAGAACUCGUUUUGCGCAAAACACUUUUAUUUUCACCGCCCCCAAAUUUUGGAAUUCACUCCAUACAGAUGUUCAACAGGCCCCCUCUAUCCACUCCUUUAAGAGAAAACUAAAAAAAAUAUGUUACUGUCUUACCAAAGUAAUUAAUUAGUUCGUAUAUUUUUUAGUAUUAUCUAAGCACGCUAUUAUAAGUCACACUCUCUUUGAUCCACGUUUGCACUCUCGUUCUUGCCCCCCCCCCUUAUCUCUCUCUUUCCGACCCUUUCUCUCCACAUAAUCUGUGUCUGUGUGUGUUUGUGUGCCUCCCUCGCUCCCCCUCUCUCUCUCCCCCCCCCCCCACUUAUAUUUGCCCUCUCUCUCUCUCUCUCGCUCCCCUUUCAGUACUUUAUUCCUUCUCUCUGCCCUCUAUUCUUCAUCAUGUCUUUGUUUUCUUUUUAGUUUUUAGUAUCGUCCCAUAUCUCUGUCAUCUUUUUAUCAUUUCUCGCUAUUACUCACCAUCUUUUUAUUAUUUCCAAUAUUCUAUUUCAACCUAUUGUAUUUACACCUGCAAAUGAGUCCGAUUUCUCAAAUGUUUAAUAUACUUUCUUAGGGGAUCCACGCUCUACAAGCAAUGCUUUUUAGUGGAUCCCCUCAUUUCCAUAUCAGAUUGUAUUAAAACUAUUUUACAAAUAUUUUGGAACCUGCAAUUGAUUUGUAAUCAUUGUUAUCUUAUUUCUUUUGUAUUUGCUUAUGUUGAUAAUGGAAAUGGAAAAUAUACUUGAACUUGAACUUGAACAGUGAUGAAGCGUACGAUUGAUCGCUAACCAUUGUGAUUAUGGACAUCUUGAUCGUUGUCAUAAUUUAUGAUUCAUCAUAAAUAUUUUGAUGUUCGACCUUAAUUAUUAAAGCCUUCAAGGAUGAUGAUACAGGUCAUUCCCCCACCUUUAAUUGAAAAUUGGAUGGGUGGGUAUAUCCCCAUUCCCCGUGAUCGACACCCAUGGAUAAUAUGUAUCUGUCUAAAAAUGUUGGAUUAUGUGUAAAGUAACAGAUUUUAUAAAUGAACUGUUCAGAAUUAAUGUAGCGUAAUGAUCAACCUGUCUUUCAUCCAUGCAUUGUUGCUCCAUGGUUUUACAGUGUGUCAUAACCAAAAUUCUGAACUCAUGCAAUAUACUCUCAGUACGUUCUCACCAAAUUGUUUGAAAUAUAUAAUACACUGUGUGUGUUUUUUUUAUAUCAGAAUAAAGAGCAUUGGUAACUCAUA
Lytechinus pictus (painted urchin) is the source of this 7363-nucleotide messenger RNA. RefSeq names its product suppressor of tumorigenicity 14 protein homolog. Gene Ontology annotation, biological process: proteolysis. The record is from RefSeq and is a predicted model, not a curated record. Lineage: Eukaryota; Metazoa; Echinodermata; Echinoidea; Temnopleuroida; Toxopneustidae. Bases 79 to 2580 code for a protein of 833 amino acids. Gene Ontology annotation, molecular function: protein binding; serine-type endopeptidase activity. The transcript is spliced from 22 exons.